Stylophora pistillata is the source of this 2735-nucleotide messenger RNA. RefSeq lists its product as uncharacterized. The record is from RefSeq and is a predicted model, not a curated record. Lineage: Eukaryota; Metazoa; Cnidaria; Anthozoa; Scleractinia; Pocilloporidae.
AUGACUACAGCUUUUGCCGAUUCUGGGCAUCGAAUGUCAUAUACAAGCAUCCCUUCGUGGAAACGAAUUGUCGUAAGAGUUGUAACGCCCGUCAAGUUCAAGGUGCCACGAAACCUUCUGGUAAGAUACUCAGUUCAAGACAUCGGGGGAACUUUCCGACAUAUGAGAGAAGUGGAUGACUUGGAACAUGACUCAGCCACAAACAGAGAGGAAAGAGAAACUCAACUUCUUCAAGAAUUAGAGGGCACUGUGCCCGAACUUCGACAGAUUCUGACAGAGCUGGAGAGCAGAGGAAAUUCUCAACGAGACCAACAGCAAAUUGCUUAUGAGACGCUUGGGUGUUUCAAAGACAGCCAAGUCGAUCCCAGACCCCUACCUGAAUUACUAGCAGACUUAACAAAUGAGGUGGACUGGUACGACCCCAACAAGGUUAUAAAGAAGUGUGCAAAGCUGGCGACUGACAAAGGCUACACAGUGUUUGCUCUUCAGUUGUACGGACAGUGUAGGAGUGGAAAACAUGCCGCCAAAACAUAUGACGGGGAUGGAUUAUCUAGCGGUUGUAGUGUCGGUUUAGGAGGCAGGGAAGAGAACUUGGUGUUCAAAAUCAUCCCGCAUGAACCUACAACCGUAGAAACACCAACAGAACCAAUAACGAUUGCUUUGGAGUGUCAGAACUACAUCGCCUUAACUUCAAUCAAUCGAUCUUCAACAUUCGACGAGCCACUCGGCUUAUGUGAUGACAAAUUACAACCAGCAUGGUACAGGUUCCUAGGGCCUGCUGGGUAUAGGAUGCCGACUUCGUGUGUCCCUGUACGUCACUGUGGUACUCAUGCCCCGGGAUGGCUCAACGAUCCUCACCCAGCUGUGCAUGAAGGGGCAGUAAGCCGUGACGUGUGCUUUCAUUGGAGAAGUUGUUGUUCCUGGCGGAAUUCUGUUUUGGUGCGUAACUGUGGAGCAUUCUUUGUCUAUUUCCUUUCCCCGACAAUGACAUGUAACCUGGGCUACUGUGGCAAUGGAGAAGAACCGACAACUCCGCCUCGUGUAAGCACAAUUGCGACGACUGAAUCAGAAACUACGACAUCUGCAACGACCACUAAAACAACAACGGGACUGAAAGAAACUACGACAUCUUCGCCGGCCACUCAAACAACAACGGGACAGAAAGAAACAACCACCUGGCCGUCAACCACCGAAACUUCGACUACUUCAGCUUCGAUCACCAGCACGACCUUGGUGACAAGUUCCAGUCCAACUUUUCCAACAACUCCUGCAACUCCCUUAGAAUGUCUACGCUACAAAUUCCUCAACGAGUCAACCAGAGCUAUAACAUAUUCAAGCAAGAACCGUCAAGCGCUAUGUGACAACAGACUGCCAAAAGCCUGGUACAGAUUUGGUGGGAGAGCCGGCGACAAGAUGCCUGAGCACUGUGUGGACAAACUUAGCUGUGGAACCCAUGCUCCCGGCUGGUUAAGCAGAAAUCACCCUUCAGUAGCAGACGGGAUUGUUGAAGCCACUGUUUGUUUUCACUGGGGAUCAAACUGCUGUUUUUGGUCAUUGCAUAUCAAGGUUCGGAAUUGCGGAGAAUUCUUUGUUUACCAGUUAAAACAGACUCCCACCUGCAGCCUUCGUUAUUGCGCAAACAGACAAGAACCAAAAACGAGUACGCCAUAUCCGUUGACGACAGCGGCUUCACUGUCUCCUGAAUGUUCUAGAUACAGGAUCAUUAGUGAUGCGGAUCGUUCACAAACCUACAAGUACACUAAUGUGCAAGACGCCAAGCCCAUCUGCGACCGAAGGCUGCCCAAGGCAUGGUACCGAUUUACAGGAUUGGCGGGAGACAAGAUGUCACAUCAAUGUGUCUCUCCCUAUCACUGUGGUACCCAUGCCCCCGGAUGGCUGCUCGGAGCCCAUCCAGAGGUAUCUGACGGAGUAGUAACAAGAACGGUGUGUUUCAGCUGGCGAAACAAAUGCUGUAGAUGGCGCAGUCAAAUCUCAGUGAGAAAUUGUGGUGAUUUUUAUGUGUACAAGCUACAAAGAGCACCGAAAUGUAAACUGCGCUAUUGUAGUGUUGGUAAACCAGGUUCUACAACAACGCCAAGGCCAACAAUGAACCCAAAUCCUACAACAGUCGCAGCCAAACGCCCGUUUAUCGUUUUAUGUUUCCCGCAAAGAAUACCCAGCAGGGACGAGGCGUUCCCUUACAAAUGCAAUUACAAACGUCUUGAUUCUGUCGAGAAUGUGCUGAACAACUUUCAACGGCUCCAAAAGCGAAGAGGUGUGGUGGAGAAGCGAGGCCAAGCUUAUCCUCCAUUCAUGGUGAUGUGUUUAAUCGACUCUAUGCACGUGUUCAUUCCACGAAGACAUCUGCCUCGCUCAGUAGAUCCCUGGCGACUUCGCCUCGAUGAUGUGCAAUGCGGAGUGGUACAAAUGAAUGAUGAGCAUGUCAUGCUUAAAACACCGCUGGACGGAUGCGGAACAACUCGCAGAACCUACGAAAAGUCAAUUUCAUUCCACAACAAGGUCGUGACUCCGUCUGGAAUGAAAUUUUUAGAUCUGCCGUUCCAAUGCAGCUACAAAGUUCUUGCUUCGGCUAAGGAGCUUAGCCGCCUAGAACCAUUCCUCAGUCGAGAAGAGCUGGGGCCAAAUCAAGGCCCAAGCUCCAUUCCUUUGGAGAAAUGAAACCUACUGAUGACAUACAAAGCCACUGGCUAGGAAUAACCCAACAAAAUUUCAAG